This is a messenger RNA of Aedes albopictus (Asian tiger mosquito), 1467 nucleotides long. RefSeq lists its product as uncharacterized. Bases 1 to 1467 code for a protein of 488 amino acids. The transcript has 3 exons. The record is from RefSeq and is a predicted model, not a curated record. NCBI's taxonomy places the organism in Eukaryota, Metazoa, Arthropoda, Insecta, Diptera, Culicidae.
AUGGCUAUUCGAAAGAAGCGAAUGUCAAGUGACGAAAUUGUCCACUUGCUGGGGCUCUACAGGGAACAUGAGCUGCUGUGGAACUACAGCCACGAGCUGUAUAAAAAUAAGCAGAAAAGGCUGGCGGCCCUGGAAACAAUCCGUGCAGCAAUGGAUCUUGAAUCCGUGGAUGAGGUCAAAAGGAGGAUUAAAGUGGUCCGUGAUACCUACAACAUCGAAAAAAACAAAAUGAGCAGUUCGAAAAAGUCCGGCGCAGGAACAGCAGACGUUUAUCACACCCGGCUUUCGUGGUACAAGACAGCGCACGAGUUUCUUUCGGUAUGCGAAGCCAGAGAAUCGUACAGCAACAUUGUAAGUACAUAUAUUCUAUUUACUGUUCCGGAAAACUUCUGUUCUUCUUGUCUUGAAACUUCCGCCUGCAAACAAUCGAAGAAGUCUGUCGAAGAUCUAUUGAUUGAGCCCGAAGUCCGAGACUAUCAGCUUUAUCAAUCAAUAUCAUCUUCGGAAUCGGGAGAUGACCCUGCUGACCUACUGAAGCGGUACGAGGAGGAAUAUAAUAAAGAAUACGGAUCGGAAGAGCAUAGUCCGGUUCAAACUGCCGGACAGAAACGUAAGUCUCCGGUAGCGUCGUCGAGUUUCACUCGCAGUCUCGCAACUCCGAAGAAACGGAAGCGCCGUUCUGCAUUGUCCUCUGUGAAACCGAAAGCGACCUCCGACGAAAAUGUUCCUCCGCACAUAACGUCAGCGCUAAAUAAAUUGGACAACAUCCGUGCAUCUGUGUCGCCACCUAUUCAGGAUGAGUUCCAAUACUUCGGACUAAAUCUCGCUGCGCAACUAAGGGACAUGCCGAAGCUACGAGCAUUGGUGCUGCAGGACAAACUGCAGAGAAUGGUUGCUCUCGAACGAAUCGAGUAUGAAUCGAGUCGGCAAAAUCAGCGUAUGACUGCCAGUAAUGAACCGGCCGACCGUACAUCAUCAAUGGAAUCUCCAUCGUUCACAAGAAGGGAUGAUUAUCACCGCGAACCACCUGUUACUCCUCCGCCAAACCCUCAGUCGCCGACAGCAGACUCGCCCAGAGAAGUUGCAUUUCAAAAUCCGUAUGACGAAAUGCUCUUCAUUGGUCCUGGUGAAUUGACGAAUGAGCAAGUCGACACGGUGGCCGAAGAAGAAGGGAAUACUCUGGCAUCAAAUGAUCCGUCGACGAGCCAAAUGAAUGACGCUGAUCCGGAAAUCCGGGUUUCGACGCCAAUAGUCCCGUACUACCAGAACAUAUCUGUUCCAAUUUAUUUGCAACAGAUUAAUGCAGACCAGAUAAACCAAGCUCCAGAAUAUUACAAGUUCGACCAGCCGAUUAUCAUAUCUGAAUUGGUUGAUUCCGGAUUUGGAGAAUCCCAACCGAGCAGUGGUACCCAAGCAGGAGAUAAACUUUCACAGCUGAUCCAAUCAUCAUUUGGGAACACUCACUAG